Molecule: messenger RNA, 1460 nt
Organism: Branchiostoma floridae (Florida lancelet)
Lineage: Eukaryota; Metazoa; Chordata; Leptocardii; Amphioxiformes; Branchiostomatidae
Product: Golgi-resident adenosine 3',5'-bisphosphate 3'-phosphatase-like
Exons: 2
Coding region: 268-1455 (395 amino acids)
Cellular component (GO): endomembrane system
Molecular function (GO): 3'-nucleotidase activity
Source: RefSeq, a predicted model, not a curated record
UGUCCCAACAUGCAUCGCGGUUUCCUUUCCAAGAUGGCGGCCGUUCAGUAGUAGACGCCGAGUUUUCAGGUGUGGUCUGCUGUCAUAGGUCUGCCGAAUCUGAGGCUUCCAAUCCGACGUUAGUUUCAUCUCUCGUGACGUAAACCGCGCGCACAAUGCCCGGGGCCAUGGCUCCGGUUGGACCGGUGUGUGGUGACGUGGAGCCCGCCGAGCGAACUCCGGCACCGACGCGCGUCAACUCUGCCGCUCUCUCGGAGUUUCUUCGCGAUGAUUUCCGUGGAAAAGCACUCUGAGGGACCACAGGCAUUCGUAGUCUACAAGCGAACGUGGAAGGAGGCAUUCGGAUCGUUUGUACGCAAAGCUUUCGAACCGUCGGGAGCCAUGGCACCAAUGGGGGUGCGCCUGUCCCCCCUGGGGUAUGCCCUGAUAUUCAUACUCAUCGGCAGUGUGGUUCUGUACCUGCAAGUGUGGAUGCGGGGCUCGAGCGACAAGAAGAACCCCAAACUGACUCUGGGGGAAGACGGGGACGUGCGCUCCAUGAGUGUGGACAUAAGCUUGAAGGAGCUGCUCGCAGUUAGUAUUGACUUAGCCGAGAAGGGAGGGGACAAGGUGAGAGAGAUCAGAGAGGCAAACAAGCUGGCAGAGAAGAGCAAGGGGGAGACGAGGGAGGGCGCGAACGACCCGAUGACGGACGGGGACCUCCAGUCCCACAUCGCGAUCGUGCACGGGUUCGAGAAGGUGUUCCCGCGCCUCAAGGUGGUGUCCGAGGAGCACGAGAAGAAAGGGGACGAGACACGCCAGGUCGCGACCCCGAAACUGACCCACCCCGAGGUGGACGAGGUCAUCAAGGCCGACCAGAGGGUCCCCUAUGAGGAUGUGACGGUGUGGGUGGACCCUCUGGAUGCCACGCAGGAGUACACGGAAGACCUGCGGCAGUACGUGACCACCAUGGUGUGCGUGGCCAUCAAGGGCAAGCCGACCAUCGGCGUGAUCCACAAGCCGUUCGAGCACAGGACAGCAUGGGCCUGGGUGGGGCACGGUCACUCCAAGGGGCUCAACGUCCAGGAGAGAAAAGCCGGGGAGGGGCAGGCACAGAAGAUCAUCGUGUCGCGGUCGCACGCAGGCUCGGUAGAGCAGGUAGCCAAGCAGAUGUUGGGCGACAAGACGGAGGUCAUACCCGCGGGCGGCGCCGGCUAUAAGGUCCUCUCGCUUUUCGAGGGGAUCGCCGACGCGUACAUACACGUGACCUUGAUAAAGAAGUGGGACAUCUGCGCAGGGAACGCUCUACUGAACACGGUAAACGGACACAUGACGACGCUGGGUGGGGAGGAUAUAAACUACUCCGCCGAGGGGAACCCCAAGAACGAGGGAGGGCUGCUAGCGACCCUCGUCGACCACCAGAAGUUUCUCGAGAAGUUCGCGCCCGAAGCCAAGAAGCUAGCAGAAAAACACUAGAAGUU